AUUCCAUUCCUCUUCGCAAAAGUACCAUCGGCUGCCUGCGAGAUUCCCCUCCCUCCUCCACCCGCUCCACUCCGACCUCGCCGCUCCCCCACCACCACCGGAAAGAUGGCCGCGGCGGCGCUGGCGAACGGGGACGUGCGCGCCGGCGGCGGGGGCGCGGUGCCGCGGCCGACGAACCCGAUGGUCACGCCCCUGCUCACCGACCUCUACCAGUUCUCCAUGGCCUACGCCUACUGGAAGGCCGGCAAGCACCUCGACCGCGCCGUCUUUGAUCUUUACUUCCGGAAGAGCCCCUUUGCUGGUGAGUUCACCGUCUUUGGCGGCCUUGAAGAGUGUAUACGAUUUAUUGCCAACUUCAAGUUGAAAGAAGAGGAAAUCAAUUUUCUGCGCACUGCAUUGCCUACAUGUGAGGACGGCUUCUUUGAGUACCUCAGUUCGAUUGACUGCUCAGAUGUUGAGGUUUAUGCGAUCCCUGAGGGCUCUGCCGUCUUUCCUAAGGUUCCACUGAUGAUAAUCGAAGGACCUGUUGCGGUUGUCCAACUUCUUGAAACUCCAUUUUUAAGUCUGGUGAACUAUGCUUCUUUGGUUACUACAAAUGCUGCAAGGCACCGCCUUGUAGCAGGAAAGCCAAAGAAUUUACUUGAAUUUGGACUUCGACGGGCUCAAGGGCCGGAUGGAGGAAUCAGUGCAUCAAGAUAUUCUUAUAUGGGAGGAUUUGAUGCAACAAGCAAUGUUGCAGCAGGAAGGUUGUUUGGGAUACCAAUACGCGGGACUCACUCACAUGCAUUUGUGAGCUCUUUCCUGGGUCUUGAUGAAAUCAUUGACAAAGCACUUUCUAGCUCUGAUGGUUCGAACAAAUGUGAAGAUUUUGUCUCUCUAGUGCAGAAUUGGCUGGUUAAGAUUCAGGAUGCUAGUUCAUUGCGUGGUUCCUUUGGCGAAACAAAUCAAAGUGAGUUGGCUGCAUUCACGUCAUAUGCACUGGCAUUUCCAAACUCCUUCCUGGCCCUGGUGGACACAUACGAUGUCAUGAGAAGUGGAGUGCCAAACUUCUGCGCUGUUGCUUUAGCCCUCAAUGAUAUGGGGUAUAAGGCAGUUGGAAUUAGGUUAGACUCUGGUGAUUUAGCAUAUCUGUCUAUUGAAACACGCAAGUUCUUCUGUGCAAUUGAAAAAGAAUUUGGGGUUGAUGGCUUUGGAAAAACGAAUAUUACAGCAAGCAAUGAUCUCAAUGAGGAAACAAUUGAUGCAUUGAACAAGCAGGGCCAUGAGGUAGAUUCAUUUGGCAUUGGCACCUACCUGGUUACCUGCUAUGCGCAAGCAGCACUUGGUUGCGUAUUCAAGUUGGUUGAAAUUAACAAACAGCCUCGCAUUAAACUCUCUGAAGAUGUCACAAAGGUAUCAAUACCAUGUAAGAAACGAUGCUACAGAUUGUAUGGAAAGGAAGGUUAUCCUUUAGUUGAUAUAAUGACUGGACAAGACGAGCCAAUCCCAAAGGUUGGUGAGAGGAUCCUAUGUCGUCACCCUUUCAUCGAGUCAAAGAGAGCCCAUGUUGUUCCACAGCAUGUUGAGGAGUUAUUGAAGUGCUACUGGCCCGGAAAUUCAUCCGUACAAAGGGAAGAGCUGCCAUCGAUCAACGAAAACAGGAGUCGGUGCAUGCGUCAGCUGGACCGAAUGAGGCCGGACCAUCUGAGGAAGCUGAAUCCAACACCAUACAAGGUAAGCGUGAGCGCCCAGCUCUAUGAUUUCAUCCAUUUCCUGUGGCUCAAUGAAGCUCCAGUCGGCGAGCUGCAAUGAAGAACGAUGACAAUGGGAGGGUUCAGCCCUGGAUCGGAUCCCGAUAACCUGUUUUUUUUUUUCAAGAAUAACGCGUAUCUUGCACGAUACAACUGUAACAUAUUCAUGUCGAAAGGAUACGGCCUUCACAUAUAUAGUGCUCAGGUGCUCAACAUGCAUUACACCAGAGUAUGCAUGAUGGAGUUAACAGAGUACCAUGCAGUUGUGCUAUGAAAAAACUAAUGUGAUUCUCUUGCAAGGGUAUGAAUAAAUGAUGGUGAGAAGCUGCGGUGAAA
Molecule: messenger RNA, 2066 nt
Organism: Hordeum vulgare subsp. vulgare (domesticated barley)
Lineage: Eukaryota; Viridiplantae; Streptophyta; Magnoliopsida; Poales; Poaceae
Product: nicotinate phosphoribosyltransferase 1-like
Exons: 15
Coding region: 106-1791 (561 amino acids)
Biological process (GO): NAD+ biosynthetic process
Molecular function (GO): nicotinate phosphoribosyltransferase activity
Source: RefSeq, a predicted model, not a curated record